Aspergillus vadensis CBS 113365 is the source of this 1191-nucleotide messenger RNA. RefSeq names its product glycoside hydrolase family 16 protein. Gene Ontology annotation, molecular function: hydrolase activity, hydrolyzing O-glycosyl compounds. The transcript is spliced from 3 exons. The coding region runs from base 1 to 1191 and encodes 396 amino acids. Gene Ontology annotation, biological process: glucan catabolic process. The record is from RefSeq and is a predicted model, not a curated record. Lineage: Eukaryota; Fungi; Ascomycota; Eurotiomycetes; Eurotiales; Aspergillaceae.
AUGGCCGAUAAGCAGUACUAUACACCUGGCACUGAAUACAGCAGGUAUGGCGGCGCCACCAGUCAGCUUCCCAAAUUAGACGAUGAUCUCGGUCAUGCAGGGCCACCCCCUCCGCCAGGAUCCGGACAGUUUAUACCUCCACAGCAGACGGUCGCUCAGUAUUCCUGGUACGACCCUCGCGGCUGGUCGCUACGAAAAAAGUUGAUCAUCGCAGCCGUCAUUAUUGUCAUCAUCAUUGCGGUCGUCGUUGGUGCAGUCGAAGGGACGAAAAAGAAAAGCUAUCCUGACUAUUCCAAGCUCGAUUACAAGCUGGUGGAUACGUAUUCGGGCAACUCGUUUUUUGAUCGGUUCAAUUACUACUCCGACGAGGACCCCACUGAUGGGUUUGUCCAAUAUGUCAAUCAGUCAACAUCAAACUCGUUGAAUCUGACCUAUGUUGGCGAAGACUCCGUUGUGCUCAAGGUGGAUACAUCCAACAAGAAUGCAACCAAAGGGAGACAGUCUGUGCGUCUGGAAUCAAAAACAAGUUACGAUAGUGGACUAUUCAUCUUCGACAUCAUCCACACGCCUUACGGCUGUGGCCUGUGGCCAGCACUGUGGUUAACUGAUACCUACAAUUGGCCCGAGAACGGGGAGAUCGACGUAGUUGAGACGAAUAACCUGGCCACCGAGGGAAAUGCCGUUACAUUGCAUACAACCAGCGGUUGUAAGAUGAAUGUCAAGCGCAAGGAGACCGGUACGCCAAAUUACGUGACCUGCGACAAUAGCACGCAUAGCAAUGCUGGAUGUGGCGUACAAGGCUCGCCAAGAACGUACGGACAAGAAAUGAAUGAAAAUGGCGGCGGGGUUUACGCUCUGGAGCUACGGGAUGCCGGAAUCCGAGCUUGGUUUUUCUCACGCGAUUCCAUUCCCGACGACAUUUCGAACUCGAGCGGCACGCCAGACCCAUCGACAUGGGGGACUGCAUUGGCUGACUUUCCCAACACUCAUUGCGAUAUACCAUCUCACUUCAAAAAUCAAAGUAUAAUUGCCAACAUUGAUCUCUGCGGACAGCUCGGUGGUAACAAGGCAUUCUAUACGGAACAGUAUCACUGCCCGGGCACAUGCGAAAGCUUUGUUCGCAGCAACCCUGGCAACUUUACUCAGGCGUACUGGGAGUUUGCAAGCUUCAAAGUAUAUCAGGCUAGUUAG